AUGACGGGCCAGGACACGUACGAAAUCGGCGACUUGACUCGCAUGGCUGAUCAAUUGGCAAAAGACAAGAUAUCCAAUUACACUGGGAAAGCGGGCUACAAAUUUGGUGAUUUAUCGAAAGAGAUUCUGCGACGUACUUGGGAGGGCGAGUAUCUUUUGGAAGACGUUUGGUUGGCGCUCAAACUGUUGAUUUCGUAUGGUUUGGGUAUUACCUCGCUGACUCGAUUGAUGCCUAUCAAGGUACUUUUGGAACUUAUCAAUGUAGGGUUGGCACAACAAGCAACAGGAAGGGCAAUGGAAGUAUUGGCAGGGACAUUGGAUGAACGCAUGAAAGCUGCGCUGACUGGAAAUUCCAAAUAUCAACUUGGCGACAUUACAAAAGAUAAACUCACUAGAGCGCUCCAAGAAUUCACCGGCAAAGAAAGCUACAAGUUUGGAGAUAUUGGUCAAAAGAUCUCCAGCCUAGCCACUUAUUCCGGAGAGCAGACAAACACUAAAGAAAUCCAUAUCUUGGAUGACAAAACUAUGGCAGCUGAGCUUCGUAGUUGGGAUGCAAAAUUCCAAAAAGAUGCUAUGGACAAAACUUGA
Messenger RNA from Phaeodactylum tricornutum CCAP 1055/1, 588 nucleotides. RefSeq lists its product with no specific name. The record is from RefSeq and is a predicted model, not a curated record. Bases 1 to 588 code for a protein of 195 amino acids. NCBI's taxonomy places the organism in Eukaryota, Bacillariophyta, Bacillariophyceae, Surirellales, Neidiaceae. The transcript has a single exon.